CAGCAAAACCCGUCCGCCGCCCGCCACUGUUGUAUAAGUACCUCCAUCUCAUCAGCUUCGCCUCCAAGGCUCCAAGCCGGGAGGAAGAGGCGACCCGCCGUCCUCGAGGCCGCGACCGCCCGCGCGAACCCUAGCCGCCACUCCGAUCGCCCCCAUAAGGGUUUUUCACUAUAUGCUUCCGACGAAGAGAGCGGAGGGAGCUGAGGACAGUAGCGACGGGGUCGUGAAGAAGGGUCGGAUUGGGGAAUCGGUUGUGGGGGCGGAGGCGAUGGUGGCGGGGGAGGAGGUGGGCGGCGGCGGUAGCGGGAGCGGCAAUGGGAGCGGGGUGGCGGAGAUUGACGAGGACCUGCACAGCAGGCAGCUUGCCGUGUACGGAAGGGAGACAAUGCGGCGGCUGUUCGCGUCCAACGUGCUCAUCUCCGGCCUGAACGGGCUUGGGGCUGAGAUCGCAAAGAAUCUUGCUCUGGCUGGUGUUAAGUCUGUCACCCUACAUGAUGCGGGAAAUGUGGAAUUGUGGGACCUAUCAGGCAAUUUCUUUCUAUCUGAGGAUGACAUUGGGAAUAACAGGGCUGUUGCUUGUGUUGCAAAGCUUCAAGAACUUAACAAUGCUGUCGAUAUAUCUGCUUUAACAGAAGAAUUGGCCACCAAGCACCUUUCAAAGUUCCAGGCUGUUGUUUUCACUGACAUUAGUAUGGACAAGGCAUUUGAAUUCGAUGAUUAUUGUCGCAGCCACCAGCCUCCAAUUUGCUUUAUCAAAACAGAAGUCCGUGGUCUUUUUGGCAGUGUCUUUUGUGACUUUGGGCCUGAGUUCACUGUUCAUGAUAUCGAUGGUGAAGAUCCGCAUACUGGCAUAAUUGCAUCCAUCACCAAUGACAAUCCUGCAAUGGUGUACUCUGUUGAUGAUGAGCGCCUUGAUUUCCAGGAUGGUGAUCUUGUUGUUUUCUCAGAGGUCCAGGGAAUGACAGAACUGAAUGAUGGCAAGCCAAGGAGGAUAAUACGUUCAAGACCAUAUUCAUUUUGCAUUGAGGAGGAUACAAGUAAGUUUGGCAUUUAUGCAAAAGGUGGAAUUGUUACGCAGGUGAAAGAACAAAGUAUCUUACAAUUUAAGAGUUUGAGAGAUUCUAUUAGAGAACCUGGCAAUUUCCCUCUGAGUGAUUGCUUGAAGUUUGACCGCCCACCUCUGCUUCAUUUUGCAUUUCUAGCUUUGGAUAAAUUUAGGAAAGAGUUUGGACGUUUCCCUGCUGUUGGUUGUGGCCAGGAUGCCCAAAGGAUUGUGGAAUUCACUGCUUCUUUCAAUGAAGCCACAAUUGAUUACAAGAUAGAAGGUAAGCUUGACGAGAAGCUGCUGCGGCUUUUUGCAAGUGGUUCUAGAGCUGUCCUGAACCCAAUGGCUGCUAUUUUUGGUGGAAUUGUUGGUCAAGAAGUUGUGAAGGCAUGUUCUGGAAAAUUUCAUCCACUGUACCAGUUCUUGUACUUCGAUUCUCUUGAAUCUCUGCCAACCCAUCAAUUGGACCCUAAAGACUUGAAGCCAUUGAAUAGCCGCUAUGAUGCUCAGAUUUCUGUUUUUGGCUCUAAGCUUCAGAAAAAGCUGCGGGAUGCCAAUGUCUUUGUUGUGGGAUCUGGUGCUCUUGGAUGUGAAUUCUUGAAGAACCUAGCUUUAAUGGGAGUAUCUUGCAGCCGUAAAGGGAAACUAACUAUAACAGAUGAUGAUGUCAUUGAGAAAAGUAACUUGAGCCGCCAAUUUCUGUUUCGUGAUUGGAAUAUUGGACAGGCUAAAUCUACAGUUGCAGCUACAGCUGCUAGUGCUAUCAAUUCCUGCUUUCACAUUGAUGCUCUCCAGAAUCGCGCCUGUCCAGAGACUGAGCAUGUGUUCCAUGAUGCAUUCUGGGAGGGCCUUGAUGUUGUCAUUAAUGCACUUGAUAAUGUUAAUGCUAGGAUGUACAUGGACAUGAGAUGCUUGUACUUCCAGAAACCACUCUUGGAAUCUGGAACGUUGGGUACAAAAUGUAAUACACAAAUGGUAAUUCCUCACCUUACUGAAAAUUAUGGUGCUUCACGAGACCCUCCUGAGAAGCAGGCACCCAUGUGCACAGUCCAUUCAUUUCCGCACAAUAUUGACCAUUGUCUGACAUGGGCUCGCUCAGAGUUUGAGGGCCUGCUAGAUAAAACUCCAAAUGAAGUCAACUCUUUUCUGUCUAAUCCUACUCAAUAUGCUGCCACCAUGAAAAAGGCAGGUGAUGCUCAGGCCAGGGAAUUGCUUGAGCGUAUACGUGAAUGCCUCGAGGAGGAGCGCUGUGAAAGAUUUGAUGAUUGCAUAACCUGGGCAAGACUGAAAUUUGAAGAUUACUUCUCUAAUCGUGUGAAGCAGCUAACAUUCACAUUUCCUGAAGAUGCCGCCACUAGCACGGGAGCCCCUUUCUGGUCUGCUCCAAAGCGUUUCCCUCGCCCGCUGGAAUUUUCAGCUACUGAUGUAUCACACGUUCAGUUUAUAAUGGCUGCUUCCAUAUUGAGAGCAGUGUGUUUUGGAAUCGACAUACCUGACUGGGCAAAGAGCACUAGUAAUCUGAUUGAUGCAAUCAGUAAAGUUUACGUACCUGAAUUUAAGCCAAAGAGUGGGGUUAAGAUUCAGACAGAUGAGAAGGCCAAUAACAUCUCCAGUGCCUCAGUUGAUGAUGCUGUUGUUAUCGAAGAUCUUUUAACAAAGUUGGAAGCAUGUACCAAGAAACUACCUCCAGGAUUCCGAAUGAAACCUAUUCAUUUUGAGAAGGAUGAUGAUACAAAUUUCCACAUGGACUUAAUUGCUGGCCUUGCAAAUAUGCGCGCAAGGACCUACGGCAUCCAAGAGGUCGACAAGCUGAAGGCGAAAUUUAUUGCAGGAAGAAUCAUCCCGGCUAUUGCAACUUCAACAGCCAUGGCCACAGGACUUGUGUGCCUUGAGCUUUACAAGGUUCUGGCCGGUGGGCACCCAGUCGAAGACUACCACAACACAUUUGCUAACCUGGCAAUACCGAUGCUCACCAUAUCUGAACCUCUUCCACCUACUGUGAUCAAGCAUCAAGGUAUGAGGUGGACGGUAUGGGAUCGAUGGUCUAUCAAGGGUGACAUCACAGUUGCAGAGCUCCUGAAGUGGCUUAGUGACAAAGGCUUGAGUGCUUACAGUGUCUCCUACGGCACAUCGCUGCUGUACAACACAAUGUUCCCAAGGCACAAGGAUCGACUGGGCAGGAAGAUUGCGGAUGUGGCCAAGGAGGUGGCAAAGGUCGACGUCCCAGAAUACAGGAAGCAUCUGGAUGUCGUCGUUGCUUGUGAGGAUAACAAAGGGAACGACAUCGACAUUCCUCUUAUCUCCAUUUACUUCCGGUAGAUAGGUUGCUGCGUGUGAAAAAGGCCCAUGUGAAAAGACAUCUGUUUAUAUUUCCGCUCUCUUUAGGAAUCGGUAACGGAGUGAUCACUGGUGGAGUUGCUUGCUCUGGCGGUGCGUCUCCUUGCAGUUCUGUACGGGUGCUUGGGCCCUGCUGUUGCAUGCCAACUAUUUGCAGGUGUGCAAUGCGAUCUUUUGGAUAUGAAUAAAUGCUUCAUUUCUGCUCUAAUCCACAAAGCAGAAUUUGGUUGAA
Molecule: messenger RNA, 3614 nt
Organism: Panicum hallii
Lineage: Eukaryota; Viridiplantae; Streptophyta; Magnoliopsida; Poales; Poaceae
Product: ubiquitin-activating enzyme E1 3-like
Exons: 7
Coding region: 173-3364 (1063 amino acids)
Biological process (GO): protein sumoylation
Cellular component (GO): SUMO activating enzyme complex; cytoplasm
Molecular function (GO): SUMO activating enzyme activity
Source: RefSeq, a predicted model, not a curated record